Molecule: messenger RNA, 2821 nt
Organism: Acomys russatus (golden spiny mouse)
Lineage: Eukaryota; Metazoa; Chordata; Mammalia; Rodentia; Muridae
Gene: Fam114a1
Product: family with sequence similarity 114 member A1
Exons: 14
Coding region: 133-1842 (569 amino acids)
Source: RefSeq, a predicted model, not a curated record
CUGUUUCCCCACAAGAGCAGUACUGCCGUGACUGUCUGGGCUUCUGCUGUGUACUUGCAUGUAUGCUAGCUGCCAGGCUUUGAAUGAAUAUCGCCAGUACGAGUGUCUGCAAUCCCAUUGACAGACAUUAAAAUGUCUGAUGAUGCCAGCGACGCCAUAGCCAACGGAACCAGAGAAGAUGCUGCCGAGAUGCCCCGUAGUGACUUCCCGGCUGAAGAUGCCGAAGCGCAGGGUGGUCCAGCUACAACCUCGAACGAAUCAGUGCCAGCUGACCACACCGGAGAGCCGCAUGAGAUGGCAGCUGCCUGUGCAGAGACUGCCCCUACAGGGCUCCUAGAGCCGUGCAAGGCCAGUGCUGCCAAUGAUGAGAACCCCCUCAACAGAGAGGUGACGGAGGACACCUUGGUCGAGUGCGUUGAUUCUGUCAGCCUGGAGGGAGACACCGGAUCUGAAAUACCUCUGAAAGAACAGAAUGAGGGGGCUGUGGACUCCGCACCACAGGCUGGAGGAUGGGCAGGCUGGGGAUCCUGGGGGAAAUCUCUGCUCUCAUCUGCAUCAGCCACAGUAGGUCAUGGAUUAACCGCAGUCAAAGAAAAGGCAGGGGCAACCCUACGAAUCCACAGCGUCAAUUCCGGAUCUCCGGAAGGGGCCCCAACUGAUGCUGAAAAUGGAAUCUCAGAAAAUUUGACUCCGGAUCAGGACCCUGCCGGAGGCCCCCACACUUCUCCUCCACCAGUGGCCGCAGGGUCAAGGGGUAUGCUGUCAGCCCUCACCAACGUGGUUCAAAGCACGGGCAAAAGCGUCCUAACCGGAGGGCUGGAUGCUUUAGAGUUCAUUGGCAAGAAAACCAUGAAUGUCCUCGCAGAAAGUGACCCAGGGUUCAAGCGGACCAAGACACUGAUGGAGACAACCGUUUCCUUGUCCCAGAUGUUGAGAGAGGCCAAGGAGAAGGAGAAGCAGAGGCUGGCGCAGCAGCUCACGGUCGAGAGAACUGCACACUACGGGAUGCUGUUUGAUGAAUAUCAAGGUUUGUCACACCUGGAAGCCCUGGAAAUUCUGUCCAAUGAGAGUGAGAGCAAGGUUCAGUCAUUUUUAGCAUCACUCGAAGGAGAGAAACUGGAACUCUUGAAAAGUGACCUGAUUUCUAUCAAAGACAUCUUCGUAGCCAAAGAAUCAGAGAACGAAGAAAACCCAGACGAACAAGGUCUGGAGGAAAAGGGUGGAGAGUUCGCCAGCAUGCUUACGGAGCUCCUGUUUGAACUACACGUCGCCGCCACACCUGACAAACUCAAUAAGGCCAUGAAGAAAGCUCAUGACUGGGUGGAAGAGGAUCAAAACGUCGUGUCAAUAGAUGUGGCCAAAGGGUCAGAGGAGGAAGAGAGGAAGGAAGAAAAGGAAGAGAAAGCGGAAGAACCCAAAGAAGACAAAGUAGGGGGAACAGGAACUAAAACUGUAGAGGAAGUGUACAUGCUAUCUAUCGAAAGCCUGGCUGAAGUAACUGCUCGCUGCAUCGAGCAACUUCAUAAGGUUGCAGAGUUAAUUCUUCAUGGACAAGAAGAGGAAAAACCAGCUCAAGACCAAGCAAAAGUUCUGAUUAAAUUAACCACAGCAAUGUGCAAUGAAGUGGCCUCCUUAUCAAAGAAGUUUACACACUCUCUAACCACUGUUGGGAGCAACAAGAAAGCCGAAGUCCUUAACCCUAUGAUCAAUAGUGUGUUUUUGGAGGGCUGCAAUAGCACCACGUAUGUCCAGGACGCCCUCCAGCUGCUGCUCCCAGUACUGCAGGUCUCCCACAUCCACACCUCCUGUCUGAAAGCCACGCCCCAGCCAGAGUCCAGCUAGUUCAAUGGCAGACCACGUCUCUUCACCACAACCCAUUUAAAGGCAACUAUGGUCUUCAACGUCACUGGCCAGGCCGCCUAUCUGAGGACACUACAAGCAGUUUUGCACCGUUUUGAAAAUGCAGAGUUAUCAUUUCUCUUAAUGUAUGUUGUUGUUUUAUCAAUAAUUAUGUUUUCUUUAUGUUAACUUAAACUUAUACUUGUUAUAUUGAAUUUUUCCUCCAAUUUGCAGUUCCGUUCACAAAUACAUGUUUUCCUGGUUAAACAUGCUAUGUGUAGACAUUCACAGGGCGACCCUAGAUUUUUGUCCAUCUUUGAAACGCCUACCUUUCAGUACCCUGUUUUUCUAAAACAUGGCUUUAAGUAAGUUCUUGUUCUGAACUUCAUUUUGUUGCAUAAAUGUCAUAAGUAAAAGCAACACUACUUAUUUGGUCUUUAAAAAGGAUAUAAAUAUCUUUUGUAGUCAUUCGUUUUGUGACAAGAUUUAUUGAGCACCUACUAUACGUUUGCCAAAAAGGAAUAUGAUCUCACUCCAAUAGAGACAUGUUCUGAAAGAUGACUUAUAAUAAUCCUUAACAUAGCUUAGGAUACCAAGACAUUUUCUAAACCUUAAAACAUGUGAAGAACCAAGUAAAUUGGUAGUUACUUAAAAUGUGCUACCCUUCAAUUUAUAACAAUUUUUUAACCUCCUUAAACUUUUUUUUUUUUUAUAUACCAAUUACCUGUAGGGUAAAAAUAUGUAUGAAAAGAAUAUUUAUUUUGAGAUGGGGUUUUACUAUGUAGCCUUGCUUGGCCUGGAACUCACUACAUAGACCAGGCUGGCCUCAAACUCACAAAGAUCUGCCUGCCUCUGCCUCCCAAAUACUGAGAUUAAAGGUGUGUGCGCAACAACUACGCCUACCUGACCUGACAAAGUAUUUUAGUUUAGGAUAUAAUGGCAAAAUUAGAAAGUUUGGGAGCAUUUCAAUAGAAAAUUAAAG